UCUUCUGGAUCACUUUGCUUAGCACCUGACAGCUGUUACAUGUUUAUAUAACUGCUAUUGUGCUAUUUUAAUAGUACUUGUGACUCCACACCUGAUUCUACCUCUUGUGCCUGCUUAAGAUCAUCAUCUAAUAUGUUGGCAACACUUGAAACAAUCCGUUUCCUGCAAGACUGCGGUUCCCGUGACUGGAGCUUAUACCCUGCCGAGGUGGAUCUGGAUGUAAUUGAAGAAUAUCUAAAUGAACACUCAGCAGAGGUUGAACAAAACACAGGGAAAAUGUUUAAGAAUGAGGAAGAAACAAGUAUUAUAGAAAACAGUUGGUCUGGAAGGUUUCCUUACCAGUGGCACCACUACAACAUAGCACCAAAAAAUGAUUCAGAAUAUUGCCCGCAGCUCCAGCCUCUGUGGUUUGGAUCUUCCAACAGAGAAUGGGUGCACUACCAGUGUCUUUGUGAUACCAAUCCAAGCAGUGACUCAGACUCACAAUCCACAGGCUCAGUUUCCUAUGACUUUCCCCCUUCACCAACUGCGGAGAGAAGAACAAAGAAGAACUCCAGUUUGCCUCUGACAUCAACCACAGGUAAAAAGAAAGAGCGUCUUUUCCAGUUUUUGUAUGAAAUGCUGCAGAACCCUGCAAUGCGGAGCUGUAUAUGGUGGGUACAGUCUGGUAGUGGGACCUUUCAGUUCUCUUCCCAGAACAAAGAGAAACUGGCAGAGAUGUGGGGCCGAAGAAAAGGGAAUCGCAAAACCAUGACCUACCAGAAGAUGGCUCGUGCUUUGAGGAAUUAUUCUCGCACGGGGGAGAUUUGUAAGGUUAAGAGGAAGCUCACCUAUCAGUUCAACGAAGGGGUCUUGAAAGGGUUACAGAGCAACAACAAGAGAACUGAGGAAUGUUAGUGUUGAACCAUUGGAUGAUAAUCAACACUGGAACCCAGACACAUAAAUACUAAGUAUUUGCACAAUGUUGAUUUGCAAUGUAAAAUGCUUUUGUUUGUUUAAUUUGAAAAUGUGCUUUGAAAAUCAAUCGCAAUUCAGUUCAAAUUAUGAUAAUUUGUUGUAUGAUAUAUUUUGUGUAUUGCAUAGAAAAUUUAGUUCGAUACUGCAGUUUAAUAUUUAAAUGCAUCUUAAUGUUAACAAUCUUAACAAUCAGAAAAAAAGGAAGACAAAAACACAGGAAAGCUGAUGGGCUUUAAACUGUUGUGUAAAUCUGAGGAUUAUAAAAACUUUCAAAAAUCUACUUUAUAAGUAGAGGAUAAGUUCAAGUUAGUACAGAAAUGUACAGGAUUUUGUAUUUAUAAAGAUCUUUGUAAUGUAAUCAUUUAAUAGAAACGUAGAUUUUGGUCUUUAAAUCUUUUGUUGGUAGCUGUUUUUUAAGUGAUAUUUCUAUUUUUUGU
Messenger RNA from Lepisosteus oculatus (spotted gar), 1394 nucleotides. Its product is annotated as transcription factor Spi-B. The record is from RefSeq and is a predicted model, not a curated record. Gene Ontology annotation, cellular component: nucleus. Gene Ontology annotation, molecular function: sequence-specific DNA binding; DNA-binding transcription factor activity, RNA polymerase II-specific. Lineage: Eukaryota; Metazoa; Chordata; Actinopteri; Semionotiformes; Lepisosteidae. Gene Ontology annotation, biological process: cell differentiation; regulation of transcription by RNA polymerase II.